AUGAGUCAAGCUGAAAUCCGAGCUCAGAAGCAACGCGAGCAAAAUGAGCGCCGGCUUUCAGUUCAACGCAGCAAUGCAUAUUUCUCUAUUCGGUCACAGAGUGACAGCGAAAGCGCAAAGCCCAAUCCAUCGACCACCCUCAAACCCCCUCAAGAUUCUGGUCAGCGGACUUGUCCUCCAAACUUACCAUUGACGACUCCGAUGUCUUGGAGUGAAGAGUGCGCUUCACCUGUGCCGUAUCACAUUUCACGCCCAACGCUUAUAUCAAAUUCGGUAAGCGAUAACAUAUCCCCAAAUAUAGCGGCAACAACAACUAGUACAGUGACAUGUUUUACUACCUCUAUCGCGCCAACAACAACAACAAACACACCGGUACCUGCCGACUGCACAGCGGUGUCAACAGCCCGGCCUAUUCUUGCUGCACAAGCACAAAAUAACUUAAGUGCAAGCACUGGCAACAGAGGUAAAGCGCAAGAAAAGUUGAAAAACGAAACAACUAAAAAUGCGGCCAUACAGACUGGAAUGGACCGCUAUGUUACAAUUAAAAGAAAACUUAGUCCGCAAAAUUCAACGGGCUGUAUCGAACCAAGCGUUGAAGCUGUGGAAGUUUUGGAGGCACUUAAAGAACAAGGUUUCUAUACAAAAGCUGCUGUGAAUAUUUUUAAUAGGAACAAAAUCCCUCAACCUAUGUUUGAAGUUGAGCUCGAGCCUGAAAACAAACCUCUGGGCAAAAACGAUGUGCAUCCAAUUUAUAAAUUACAAUAUCUGCUGCAUCGUAGGAUAACUGUGGAAGAACCAUAUAAGAGAAAUUUCCCUGUACAAUGCACCAACUGCCAGGAGUAUGGUCAUACUAGGUCUUACUGCACGCUUCGCUCAGUAUGCGUAGCUUGUGGAGAGCUACAUGUCUCUGCCACUUGCACAUCAAACAAAGAAGACCCGCGUGCAAAAAAAUGUGGUAACUGCGGUGGAAACCACACAGCAAACUACAGAGGCUGUCCAGUCUAUAAGGAGUUAAAAAACCGGAUCAACCAACGCGUGGCUUCCAUACGUACUCAUAAUGUACCGAAUGCCUUUGUACCCUCCCAAACGAAUCCUGACGUCUUCUUCGCCAAAAGAGCCACGUCGCCAACAGUUCUAUCAAACACCGUCAAUGGCGUCUCGUUUGCAAGUGCCGUAAAAUCAGGCUUAGAAAACCGUGCCCUUACAAAAAUUGCACCUCAAGUUGCGCCGCAAGAACAGCAUCCCCAUGCACAAUAUGGUAAGCAAUCCAAUAUCGAAGCUAUGAUAGCGUCGAUGCAACAAAGCAUGAUGAAUUUCAUGACUUACAUGCAAAACACAAUGCAAAAACUCAUGCGAAAUCAAAAUACGCUGCUCAACCUGCUUGCUACUCAGCAAACAAGAUAA
Molecule: messenger RNA, 1404 nt
Organism: Rhagoletis pomonella (apple maggot)
Lineage: Eukaryota; Metazoa; Arthropoda; Insecta; Diptera; Tephritidae
Exons: 2
Coding region: 1-1404 (467 amino acids)
Source: RefSeq, a predicted model, not a curated record